Messenger RNA from Trypanosoma rangeli, 390 nucleotides. RefSeq lists its product as uncharacterized. NCBI's taxonomy places the organism in Eukaryota, Euglenozoa, Kinetoplastea, Trypanosomatida, Trypanosomatidae. The record is from RefSeq and is a predicted model, not a curated record. The transcript has a single exon. Bases 1 to 390 code for a protein of 129 amino acids.
AUGCCGCGGAGUUGCUAUACGCUUUUCUGUGUGCAGAGCAGUUGUUGCGUUCGGCGUUGCACAUUCAUUGGCAGUGUCAUUUGCAGGUAUUCCACGGUGCCCGUAACAAAACUGCAGAUGCAUCGACUGGCCAGCACACCUCAGUGUCGAGAGGCACUGCCAGAUCUGGUCUUUCGUACUGUCGGUUUGACUGGGUGGGCCUUUGUUGCGGGCAGCCAGAAGGGACUGACUAUAUGUAACCACGCAUGGUGUUUUGUUAUCGUGCUGGGUGCAGAGAACGAUCAGUUUGUUGAGGGCCAGAAGCAGCAGCGUACAAGAUUCCGUCCUGUAGUUGUGCGGGCGUAUGCCGCGGUGAAUGCUGACAUUCUCUAUAACCCCAGGGCGGUGUAG